Papilio polytes (common Mormon) is the source of this 2873-nucleotide messenger RNA. RefSeq lists its product as uncharacterized. The coding region runs from base 297 to 1841 and encodes 514 amino acids. The transcript has a single exon. The record is from RefSeq and is a predicted model, not a curated record. NCBI's taxonomy places the organism in Eukaryota, Metazoa, Arthropoda, Insecta, Lepidoptera, Papilionidae.
CGAUCACAUCACUAUUGGGACGCCAUUUUCGCUUGUAUGAAGUGUUGUUGCUCGACGGUGUCCUUUGUAAUUUCUGGUAAAAACAAAUUCAAAUAAAGUUUUAUAAUUAAAAUCACGUAGUUAUCUGAAACUUGAUAAAUCUAGCUUUGUGGAAAGCUAACUUUAAAAAAAGUGUCUAAUACACUCGCGGUGAUAUCGUCUGCGCGGGAAAUGUUGCUACGUUUCUUUUAAUCCUAUCCAAAUGCUAGUAGAAAAACAUUUAAUAUAUUUGUGUUUUUAAUAGGUUAUUUUAAAAAAUGAUUUCAUUUAAAGGACGAGAAAGUAAAAGAGGACGUAUUUACAAAAUGUCCAGAAAUUUGGAACGUUUAUAUAAAGAAGGAAAAUGUCGAGAAUGUAAAGUUCUUGUGACUCGAAUGGACUUUGCUAAAAUUCUCGGUAAAUUUACAAAAGUGAAAAUCCAAUAUGAAAGUACAUCACCCAAGCCGAAAAAAAACGUUUCAUCCUUUUCGGCAAAUGAAAAUUCUAUGUCAAAGUGCAGUGAGAAUGGAAUUACCCCAAAGAAUACCUACAAAAAGCAGCCCCCAAAGGUCUUGCGGACUCCAAAAAAUUCUAAGGUAAAUGAUAUUUACGUUGAUCCAGAUUCAGUAAUUUUAGAAUGUGAUGAAUCUAAGAAGGCACAUCCCCCAAGUAACAUACUUAGGGAAAAUAAUGGAUUGACAAAACAUCAGUUAGUUAGUGAUAAGGGCUACACAAAUGUUAAAAAAGUGAGUUCAGGCUUAAAACAAUAUAGUGUUAUAUUUACUUCACCAACAAUAAACAACAACAACAAUAACAAUGAAUUGAAAAACAGAAUAUCUUUAUCUGAUUUAUUACCUAAUCUAAAUAAAAGUAUAUUGCCAUCAGAGGAUUGGCACAUAGAUUAUUUUCCUAAAAAUGAAGAACCCAAAGAUGAUAAAGUGUAUGAUCGCAUAGCGGCAGAAUUAGAAGACUUAAUGUAUAAUGAAAAACCAAUGGAAAAGAUAAAAUCAGAAGCGCCUGAAGUCAAGGUUGAAGAAUUUCCUUCAAUAAUGGAUAUUCUAAAUGAUAAUGUUACAGAGAAAAAUCAAGAAACUGUUCAAAAGGGAACCGAACCUAGUUCUGAACCUUUAAAAGAUCACUUACAAUCAAAUGACGUGGAAUCAAUGCUGUUAGGAAAAUCAAAUAUUGAAAAUAAAGCCUCAGAACCAAUGGCAAUGGAUGUUGACAGCUCCGAUGUAAAUAAACUAAUAGAAGAUAUGGAUCAAUUAAACAAUAUCACUGGCAGUAGUAAGGAUAAAGAUGAUGGCUUGGAGAAAUUUGUUGAAAAACCAUUUAUUGAAGUAUCUGAUACAUUGAUAAAUCCGAACAGUCCAUCAAUACUUGAUGAGGCAUUAAAAAAAGGUAUUGAAGAACAUUUACCAUGUGAUAGUCAAGGAACAGAUGAUACUUCUGAAGUUAGUAAUCUAGUGGAGAGUGAAUCUAAGGAAAACAAUAAAAUUGUUCCUUCUAAUGAUUUAAAAUUAACUCCAACUGACAUGAACAUACAAGUAAAAGUAAUUGAUACAAAAACCAAUGAACAAAAUGUCGCCAUUUCAAUUCCUAAUAUUGCAAAUGUAACACAUGUUGUAUUUAAAAAAAUGUUAGACAAUGAAUGUUUAAAGUUGGUGACAUGUCCGAAAAAUUUGAAAUAUAACAUUGAAUUAGAGGGUAAACCUGUUGAAUUUAUUGGAGCACCUAAAUAUAUCUCCAGUUUAGAAGACUUACAAAUGUUACUACAAAUUGUGAAUGAGAGUGAACUAGGAAGAUUGUAUGUCUUUCACUGAAUAAUUUAACAAAUCAAAUGCUAGGGACAUUGACCAUAUUUAUGUGCAUUAAUAAUAGGGUAUUGUAACAUUUUGUUUAAAUGUUGAAUUAAUUGAUGGUGAAAAGUCUAAGAUUUAAUGUAUAAAUAAAUUAAGAGAACAUUGCUUUGCAAUACAACUGGUUAUUCAAUUUUGAAUAAAAAUAUAUUGUACAAUAUUUCUAUAAUAUAUAUUAUAUAGAUUAUUACUAAAAAAUCUGUUUCUAGAUCCUCAUGACCACCUUUACUUCAAGAUAAAAAAGACAGGUAAUAGGUAACUAAGAUUUUCCAACAUGUUGAAUUAUUGCUUUUAACAUAAUUUCUAUUUUUUGCAUAGCCUUUCAAAGUUAAGAAAAGUAAUAGCACAGAAAAUCGAAAUAAACAAUGUAAGUUCUAAUUGUAAUGAUGUAGGACUGAUAUGUUUUCACUUAAAAUACAAAUGUUAAAAUUUUUAAAGAUAAAUCUGAAUGGAUUGUCAAGACUAUGUUAAAAGUAAAAAAUAAUUUGAGGUAAGUAACAAAACAUUAGUGAAUCAUAUUUCUAAACGAAAGCUGACUUGCAUUUUAACUAUCCUUCUUUUGUUUAUCCAUCUAUGAUUUAAAAAAAAAUUAAAAACAAAGUAAAUCUUUUUUUUUAACUUUAUCAUGCAUUUGGAAUUGUAAAUUAGUUUUGAUUUUUGUAUAGAAAAUCUUGCUAUUCAUCUAUUUUAGUCUUCAUUUUAUUACAGAUGACACAUCUAUGAUAUAUUAAAAUUAAGAAACACUGCAUUACUUGACAAUUUUAAAAAUUAUGUGUUACUCUUACGACCUGAAACAAUCGAUAUUACCUUAGUAUUCAACAAAUAGGAUCAGAAAGUAAUUUUUCUUAAUUAAUCUUUUUUUGACCGACUUCCCAAAAGAAGGAGGUACUCAAUUCGUCUGUAUGUUUUUUUUUUGUAAUGGCAACAAUGUUCGAGUACAGACAAUUUCUUAAUCAUCAAUGACAAGGUUUGUGGGUAGAUGUGAAAAUUAUAUCG